This is a messenger RNA of Eremomyces bilateralis CBS 781.70, 798 nucleotides long. Its product is annotated as galactosyl transferase. Gene Ontology annotation, biological process: protein N-linked glycosylation. The transcript has 2 exons. The record is from RefSeq and is a predicted model, not a curated record. Gene Ontology annotation, molecular function: glycosyltransferase activity. The annotation marks the transcript as partial. Gene Ontology annotation, cellular component: Golgi membrane. Lineage: Eukaryota; Fungi; Ascomycota; Dothideomycetes; Eremomycetales; Eremomycetaceae.
GUCACCUUCGACCCCUCCGGGCCCCAACCCAGCCAAAUUGCCCUCCUGACCGCCACCGACGGCAAGGGCCACAACGGCGGCAUCCCCAACAUCGUCGAGCAGACGGCCGCCAACCGCCGCGAAUACUGCGCCCACCACGGCUACGUGUACCAGUUUGUCAACAUCUCCGGCUUCGACCUCGGCGGCGCGCACGCCGUGUGGGCGAAGCUCCCCGCCAUCGCGGAGACGUUCGCGAAGAACCCCGCGGUCGAGUGGGUGUGGUGGCUGGACUUGGACGCCAUCAUCAUGACGCCGAAUCGAACGAUGCAGGACGUGGUGCUGUCGGAGGCGGCACUGCGGCGGGCGUAUAAGAGCGAUUCGGACUUCGUGCAAUACGGGAAUUGGAGCGCGAUCCCCGGGGCGAGGACGCGCGCGGAGGCGGAUUGGCAGACAAUGGAUUUUUUGAUCAGUCAGGAUCAGAAUGGGUUGAAUGCGGGAAGCUUUUUGAUUCGGAGGAGCGCGUGGAGUAAGAUGUUGUUGGAUAUGUGGGGGGAUCCGUUGUUGAGGGAGCAGGACUGGGUGGGAAAGGAGCAGGAUGCUUUGUUACAUCUUGUUAAGAACCAUGCCGUCAUCCGCAAAAACAUUGGCUUGAUCCAGCAGCGAACGAUCAAUGGCUAUUCCGAGGGCGAUGGGGACAUGGGCUGGCAAGUAGGCGAUAUUGCUGUUCAUUUCGCUGGCUGUUGGGUUGCCGAUGUGUGUGCAGAGCGGUGGGCGCAGUUCUGGGAGAUUAGAGGUCGAGUUGGAUCUGAUGCGUUCUGA